AUGUAUCCAGAACUGGUUGACGAGGCCAGUUUGUCACCGUCGGGCACAUCCUCCGGAACGGUGGCAUGUGUUGCUCUUCUCCAAGAGAAGGAGCUGUUGUUUGUGAACUUAGGCGAUUGCCGAGCAGUGAUCUGCGACGGCUCAAAGGUAUCCACCAAGACGGUGGAUCAUUCCCCCGAGAAACAUGCCGGGGAGAAGCAUCGCCUGCAGGAGCUCGUCGUGAACAUCGACGGAGGUUAUGUCGACGGCAAGGUCCAAGUGUCCCGAGCCUUUGGUGACAUUGAAGGUAACACAGGUGCGAAGAUCCAUGGCCUAAUCUGCAAGCCGGAGGUCACGGUCGCUACUGUGAAAGACAGUACAGAGUUUGUGGUGAUCGCGACGGAUGGCAUAUGGGAUGCGCUGCAGGAACAGACAGUUCUGACAACCGCCCGAAAGGUGCUGCGCGAAAGCCGGUCUUCAGAAGCGGCCGCGCAGGCAGUGCUGGAAUCUGCAGGACGGGUUUCCAAAGCAGAUAAUGCGGCUGUCAUCGUUCUGGCCAUCAACAUUCCUGAGCCGCUUCCAAAGCGUGAGCCCGGGCAGUUUCGUUUGAAAUUCGGCUCCAAGACGGAGUGA
Symbiodinium necroappetens is the source of this 612-nucleotide messenger RNA. NCBI's taxonomy places the organism in Eukaryota, Dinophyceae, Suessiales, Symbiodiniaceae. The record is from the annotation of a GenBank genome assembly.